Messenger RNA from Hevea brasiliensis (rubber tree), 972 nucleotides. Its product is annotated as G-type lectin S-receptor-like serine/threonine-protein kinase RKS1. Bases 1 to 972 code for a protein of 323 amino acids. Gene Ontology annotation, molecular function: protein kinase activity; ATP binding. The transcript is spliced from 6 exons. Lineage: Eukaryota; Viridiplantae; Streptophyta; Magnoliopsida; Malpighiales; Euphorbiaceae. Gene Ontology annotation, biological process: protein phosphorylation. The record is from RefSeq and is a predicted model, not a curated record.
AUGGCUUUUCUUGAAAGGAAGGAUACGCAGGCCAUCUUAGCAUUAUCUGUAGUUUCAGCCUGGUUUAUCAUUAUCUUAUUUGCAUAUUUACUGCACAAGAGGAAGAAAAAAGAAGCCAGGAACAAAUGGAACGAAAGUUUACUGCACAGAAUUGGUAAUUCACACUACCAUAAGGAUACUUUGGCGGCAAAUGAAGUUAGUAUGAGUCUUCCAGACAUUGCAUUUUUCGAUCUGAGCACGAUACUUACAGCGACUGACAAUUUCUCUCCAUCUAACAAACUAGGACAAGGUGGUUCUGGCUUGGUAUAUAAGGGUCAACUGUCUAACGGACAGGCGGUGGCCGUGAAAAGACUUUCCAAAAAUUCAGGACAAGGAAUAGAAGAAUUCAAGAAUGAAGUUAUGUUGAUCGCAAAGCUUCAACACAAGAACCUUGUGAAAAUCGUAGGAUGUUGUGUUCACGGAGAAGAGCCAAUGUUAAUUUAUGAAUACUUGCCAAACAAAAGCUUGGACUCCUUUCUUUUCAAUGAAAGAAAAAGGACAAUUUUGGAUUGGAGAAAGCGCUUUGAUAUUAUUGUUGGGAUUGCUCGAGGGAUCUUGUAUCUUCACAAUGACUCAAGGUUGAGAAUUAUUCAUAGGGAUUUAAAAGCUAGCAACAUUCUAUUAGACGCAGAGAUGAACCCAAAAAUUUCAGAUUUUGGCAUGGCUAGAGUCUUUAAAGCAAAUCAAAUUCAAGAGAAGACAAAUAGAGUAGUUGGAACAUUUGGUUAUAUGUCACCAGAAUAUGUGGUGUUCGGAAAAUUUUCAGAAAAAUCUGAUAUCUUCAGUUUUGGGGUAAUAUUAUUAGAGAUCAUUACUGGGAAGAAUAACAAUGGCUUCCAUGAAGAGGAUUCCUACCUAAGCUUGAUAGGACAUGUGUGGGAGUUGUGGAAAGAAGGAAGCGUAUUGGAGAUAGUUGAGGUUGUAAGUCGCUAA